AACAAAGAUCGGCCACAAGAAGAGGAAGAGGAAGCCGCGGACCAGCCCAGGAUGAUCUCUGACCCCUUCUGACCCCCCUGCCGACCCCCCUGCUGACCCUACCGCCGCCCCCUGACCUCAGCACCUCCCUGCACCCCUCACCUCACCCCACCUGGAGCCAGAAAGCUGUGUGCGCGAGUGUGUACGCCAUGGCUCACCUCACCUUCCAGCAGGAGUACAUGCAGAUGCCGCCAGUCACACGCGCGUACACGACCGCGUGUGUGUUUACUACAAUGCUGGUGCAACUGGAUUUCGUGUCUCCAUUCACUCUCUACUUCAACCCAAUACUCAUCUUCAGAAACUACCAGGUCUGGCGUCUGGUGACCACCUUCCUGUUCUUCGGGGCCAUGGGCUUCAAUUUCCUCUUCAACAUGAUCUUCACGUACAGAUACUGCCGGAUGCUGGAGGAGGGGUCCUUCAGGGGGCGGACCGCUGACUUUGUGCUCAUGAUGGUGUUUGGCGGUGUGUGCAUGAUGGUGUGUGCGCUCUUCUGCCAGCUCCUCUUCCUGGGCCAGGCGUUCACCAUCAUGCUCGUGUACGUCUGGGCGCGGCGAAACCCCUUCGUACGCAUGAAUUUCUUCGGCCUGCUCAACUUCCAGGCCCCAUACCUCCCCUGGGUGCUGCUGGGGUUCUCGGUGCUGCUGGGGAACUCCAUUUUGGUUGACCUGGUGGGGAUCGCAGUGGGCCACCUCUACUACUUCUUGGAGGAUGUCUUCCCCCAGCGUUCCGGGGGCAUUAGGCUUCUGAGGACACCCGCCUUCCUCAAGAGACUAUUCGAGGCUGCCCCGGAUGACCCCGCCUACCGCCCCCUUCCCGAGGAGCGGCCGGGGGGCUUCAACUGGGGCGAGGUCUUCCGGCAGGAGUUCCAAGGCCAGGACCAAGGCCAGCAAGGACAAGGCCAAGGGCGGGACUAGGAGGAGAAGAACAGAUGUAGCUGUGUGUGUGUGUGUGUGUGUGAGUAUUACUGCUGUUGUUGUUGUUGUUACAGUCCUCCCUCAAAUAGUACGGUUUUCAAUAGUUCGAUUUCGGUUUUCUGUGGAUUUUCAUUGAAGAUUUUUGGGGGGGACUUUUGAAUUUCCCGACGAGCCCUAAAAAAUCUUCCGAGACAAUCCGCUUAAAACCGAUCUCUCCGUACUAUUUGAGGGACGAUUGUAUUGCUAUAGGUGAAUGGUACCGAUCUAUACUUCCGAUUUACAGUUCCAGUUAACACUUUCCCAACAUACAUGUCUCUAUAAUCAUCCGUCGCGUCGCUGGGACAAAAAAACUCACCCAAAAUUCUGUAAUUCUCAUUGACGUGUGAUACUUGGUCUGUAGGCAGGCUAGCACAUGUCAGCUCCAGGCCUCCCUAUACCCAGUUAGGUGUGCGUUAUGGACGAGAACACCAGAUGGGACGGUGCGCACCAAAGUGUUAACAGUCCUUAUUUAGAGUACCGAUAUUUUUAUUAUUAUUAUUAUUUUUUUACAUCGCGGGCUAAUGCGCCGGUAAGCUUCGUCCCGGUGGAUCUUGAUGGUUGGUCCAAGGCUUCUUUCUGGUGGGUCCUGAUGGUUGGCCCAGCCCGUUCUGGUGCAGGCGAGUGUUUAUAGUGCCGCCAUCUUGCACUGGCUCAUGCUACCCCCCGGAGCUCAUCUUUAAUCCUAGAAUCUAGAGUCCGGGUUGAUAGGUGGUCUUCAGGACAGCAUGUGGGUAGUUUUAAGCCACUUGGCAGCGGCUGAAAAAUCCCAGCUUGGUGGCACUGGGCAGGGAUUGAACUCGCGUCUUCCUGAACGCGGCGCUGUCUUGCUAUGCGUUCAGCCACAGCCUUCACAUGGGAAGCCGCGAUUGUUAUCAGUAAUAUCCAGACAGCACUAACAAAUACUGGCAAUUAUAGUCUUCAAUUAUAGUCCUCCCUCAAAUAGUACGGUUUUCAAUAGUUCGAUUUUGGUUUUAUGUGGAUUUUCUGAGAAGAUUUUUAAGGAUUUUUAAAUUUCCCGAAAAGCAGGAAAUUUUAAAAUCCUAAAAGAUCUUCCGUAACAAUCCGUAUAAACCCAAAACUGAACUAUUGGAAACCGUACUAUUGAAAACCGUAUUGGAAACUGUACUAUUGGAAACCGUAUUGGAAACCGUACUAUUGAAAACCGUACUAUUGGAAACCGUACUAUUGAAAACCGUACUAUUGAAAACCGUAUUGGAAACUGUACUAUUGAAAACCGUAUUGGAAACCGUACUAUUGGAAACUGUACUAUUGAAAACCGUACUAUUGGAAACCGUACUAUUGAAAACUGUAUUGGAAACCGUAUUGGAAACCGUACUAUUGAAAACCGUAUUGGAAACCGUACUAUUGAAAACCGUAUUGGAAACCGUACUAUUGAAAACCGUAUUGGAAACCGUACUAUUGGAAACUGUACUAUUGAAAACCGUAUUGGAAACCGUACUAUUGAAAACCGUACUAUUGAAAACCGUACUAUUGAAAACCGUACUAUUGAAAACCGUACUAUUGAAAACCGUACUAUUGAAAACCGUAUUGAAAACCGUACUAUUGAAAACCGUACUAUUGAAAACCGUACUAUUGAAAACCGUACUAUUGAAAACCGUAUUGAAAACCGUAUUGGAAACCGUACUAUUGAAAACCGUAUUGAAAACCGUACUAUUGAAAACCGUAUUGAAAACCGUACUAUUGAAAACCAUACUAUUGAAAACCGUAUUGAAAACCGUACUAUUGAAAACCGUACUAUUGAAAACCGUACUAUUUGAGGGAAGACUUUAUAGGGAGAGCAAUAGAUGUUUUUCUGCCAAACUGGAAUCAUUAGUAAAGGUAUAUUUAUAAGUAUACUUUAUCAUCAUUACUUAAAUCACAGCACACCUCAAGAUAGUACUGUUAGGGUAGUAAUAGCAGUAGUAGUAGUAGUAGUAGUAGUAGUAGUGGUAGAGGUAGGUUAGAUAGAGUUAAGGAAUAGAAAGGAAUUUAAGUGAAUGGUUAAUAAAAUAGAAAUUAAUAAAAUAUAAAAAAUAAAAGAAGAUUAAAAUAAGAGGAAAAUGUCUAAUAAUUAUCUUUUUUUUCUUUUACAGGCCUCCUCCUCCUCCUCCUCUUCCUCCUCCUCCUCCUCCUCUUCCUCCUCCUCCUCCUCCUCCUCCUCCAAAUGUUCUUCCAUGAUCCAGUUUUUUUCUUUCUUUGCUUUUUGUUAACUCUCUCUCUCUCUCUCUCUCUCUCUCUCUCUCUCUCUCUCUCUCUGAUUAUGGCAUUAGUGUGUGUGUGUGUGUGUGUGUGUGUGUGUGUGUGUGUGUAAGAAAGAAAGAGAGAGAGAGAGAGAGAGAGAGAGAGAGAGAGAGAGAGAGAGAGAGAGAGAGAGAGAGAGAGAGAGAAGGAGGAGGAGGAGGAACCAAAAAUAAAAAAAAAAAAUAAAAAAAAAUUACAGUGAUUUCUUUGUUUGGGAAAAAAAAGAUUAAAAAAAAAAGAAAAAAAAAUGAUUAGAAGGAGAAAAAUAAAUGGAAGAAAAUCAUUAUUAUUAUUAUUAUUAUUAUUAUUAUUAUUAUUAUUAUUAUUUUUAUUUCUGUGUGUGUGUGUGUGUGUGUGUGUGUGUGUGUGUGUGUGUGUGUGUGUGUGUGUGUGUGUGUGCUUGCUUGUAAUAAUAAAAAUAAAGGAGAGAAAAAAAUAA
Messenger RNA from Eriocheir sinensis (Chinese mitten crab), 3672 nucleotides. It is a transcript of the gene Der-2, whose product is annotated as derlin-2-like. Gene Ontology annotation, cellular component: Hrd1p ubiquitin ligase ERAD-L complex; endoplasmic reticulum membrane. Bases 189 to 953 code for a protein of 254 amino acids. NCBI's taxonomy places the organism in Eukaryota, Metazoa, Arthropoda, Malacostraca, Decapoda, Varunidae. Gene Ontology annotation, molecular function: misfolded protein binding; ubiquitin-specific protease binding. The record is from RefSeq and is a predicted model, not a curated record. The transcript is spliced from 7 exons. Gene Ontology annotation, biological process: endoplasmic reticulum unfolded protein response.